AUGGUCUGGGACCAGAUCGAGGCCACCCCGCCUCACCUCACCUAUCUUCUGAUUCCGGCCUUCCUCAUCAGCUAUGUGCUGUUCACAAACUUCAUUCGCAACCGCCUACAUCUGAGCGAGCCGCCAAUUGCGCUGCUGCUCGGCAUCAUACUAGGACCGCAGCUUUUAGGAUGGCUCACUCCGAACUUCUGCGUGGGAGAAUGCGUAGAGACCGAAGCCAUAUCAGUACUGGGUGAGCCGAAGCACAGUGGAUGGGGAUGGGGCGACAAGCACAUUCAAGAGACGACCCGCAUCAUCGUCGGCAUUCAAGUGUUCACCGUCGGCGUUCAACUGCCCAAAUUCUACAUGAGAAGACACUGGCGCUCCGUGCUCAUGCUACUCGGACCCAUCAUGGCCUUCGGAUGGGUCGCCUGCGCACUCUUCUGCUACUUCAUCUUCCACGUCGACAUUCCGACGGCCAUGGUCGUCUCAGCCUGCCUGACGCCCACUGAUCCUGUGUUGGCCGCGAGUAUCCUCUCCAACAGCCAGUUCAGCAACCGUGUUCCCAAGCGACUCAAGGACAUGCUGUCUGCCGAAUCCGGGUGCAAUGACGGAGUCUCAUUUCCGUUCCUCUACGUCGGUCUAUACCUCCUCACGCACAGCACCUACGCAGGCGCGUUCAAAGAAUGGGCUCUCCUGACCAUUCUUUGGCAAUGCACAUUUGGAAUCGUAGUGGGUCUCAUCAUUGGCACGGCGUUCAAUCGCAUCCUUCGCAUCAGCGACCGACACAACUUCAUCGACGAAUCCGGCUUCACGGUCUUUUACCUUCUGCUUGCUGUCUUGUCGAUCGGAGUCGGCAGCACCUUGGGAUCGGAUGAUUUCUUGGUAGCGUUUGGAGCAGGUUAUGGAUUCGCACGAGACGGUUGGUUCGCAGCAAAGACAAAGGAGGCCAAGAUCGGCGAGAUUAUCGAUCUCCUCUUAAACUCGGCCAUGUUCGUUUACGUUGGCACUCUCUUACCAUUUCAGUCCUGGCAGCCGGGCCCGCUCACACCAUGGAUCAAUCCAGGCCGCUUGAUUGGCUUUCUGGUACUGGUCCUCUUGUUUAGACGGUUACCUGUCGUGCUGGCGCUCUACCGCUGGAUCCCAGACAUCAAGACCUUCCGCGAGGCACUGUUCUGUGGUCACUUCGGACCGAUGGGAUUAGGAGCUUUGUUCCUUGCGAUCGAGGCACGAGCGGUGCUUGAGAACGGCACCAGCGAGCCCGACAACCAUCCCCCGACCUACCACGACCCACCAAAUCGACGCGAGGUUGCGAUAGAGACCGUCUGGCCAGUGGUGUGUUUUGUGGUAUUCGGCUCUACGAUGGUGCACGGGUUGAGCGUACUUGUGCUGAGUGUUGCCGCGCAUUUCAAACGCGCCCCAGAGAACCGGGCGGGCAUCCUCGCGGCGGAGACGGAUCCGCUUGAAGGCAUGGAGCACGAACAGGGUGACGGAGACAGCGCUGACGAGGGCGACGACGAAGGUCCUGAUGAGCGAAGUGCCCUUUUACGUUGA
Messenger RNA from Zymoseptoria tritici IPO323, 1533 nucleotides. RefSeq lists its product as uncharacterized. The record is from RefSeq and is a predicted model, not a curated record. Gene Ontology annotation, cellular component: plasma membrane. The transcript is spliced from 4 exons. The coding region runs from base 1 to 1533 and encodes 510 amino acids. Lineage: Eukaryota; Fungi; Ascomycota; Dothideomycetes; Mycosphaerellales; Mycosphaerellaceae. Gene Ontology annotation, biological process: intracellular potassium ion homeostasis; proton export across plasma membrane; sodium ion export across plasma membrane. Gene Ontology annotation, molecular function: sodium:proton antiporter activity.